Amphibalanus amphitrite is the source of this 4969-nucleotide messenger RNA. Its product is annotated as trichohyalin-like. Bases 81 to 2042 code for a protein of 653 amino acids. Gene Ontology annotation, molecular function: metal ion binding. The transcript is spliced from 2 exons. NCBI's taxonomy places the organism in Eukaryota, Metazoa, Arthropoda, Thecostraca, Balanomorpha, Balanidae. The record is from RefSeq and is a predicted model, not a curated record.
AUCAGGUGACGGGGCGCCGGUGACCCGGCCUGACCGAUCCCCGGCACUCCGGCCGGCCUCAACGUAAAAACGACAUCACGAUGAACUUCCCACCACCUGAAAGAUCGCGAAGUGGACAGCAGACACCCAGACAACUCCCUCGCAUGUGUAGCGACUACAACCGCAGGGGAGGAUGUACCCGCGCCAAUUGCCAGGAACUGCACUUGUGCACAUACUUCCUUCAAAACAGAUGCACCGCCGAGCGAUGCAACAAGGCCCACGCCCUGGAGACGCCCAGAAACAUCCUGCUGCUAGAGGGUCUGGGAUGGAGAGGUUCGGACGAUCUUGCUCUAGCGCUGGACAUCCUCCGCCGGCGGGCCCGAGGUCAGGCGGUCAGCGUCUGCGUCAUGUACAACGUGGGCAGCUGUUCUGUCCCUAACUGUGGACGGCUUCACAUCUGCUACCGUCGUGUAGUGGAUGCCUGUCCACUGGACGACUGCGGCCUCAGUCACGACCUGCUGGACGGCGGGCACAACGCCGACCUUCUGGCCAGUGCGGGUCUGACCGAUACCCCCGUGACAGAGCUCCUCAGGCGACUGCAGGAACAGGUGCGCCGCCGGCCGCCCCAGCCGGCGCUCUGCAGAGCUGUGUAUGGCCGACAGGGCUGCCAGAAACAUUGCCUACGACUACACUACUGCGAGGCAUUCCUCCACAGUCGCUGCAGGUUCGGAGACAGGUGCUCCAAGAGUCACAGCCUGAAGGAGCCGCACAACCAGCGGGUGCUGGCAUUCUUUGGCUGGACAGAAGAGCAAGUGCUGAAAGAGCUGAAGAAGGAAGGAGUGGGCAGGUCAGUUUCUCGGCCAGCCAGAGCUCGAACUCCGACAGAACGGGACGACGAGGAGGAAAGGUCCGACCGACAUGACCCCGACCUCUGUGAAGAAUCGCAGCGGGGCCACAGUGCCGAGACCCGCGUCAAAAGGGUCGACAGCACUGAGGAGGUCGCAAAUCAUGUGAACGAUUCACUUGACUCGUCGAGCAAAUAUCCAAAGAGACAUUACAAGGUGUGUGAGCAAACAGCCAGAGUUCGCCCGAAAGCACAAGAAGAUAACGCCUCGAGCCAGCAGAAGGAGGCGGAAAGACAUCUGAGGGAGCGAAAAGAGACGGAAUGGAAGGAGAAGGAAAGAGAAUGGAAAAACAAGGAAAUCGAAUGGCAGAACAAGGAGGAAGAAUGGCAGCAGAAAGAAAACGAAUGGCAAGAAAAGGAAAGAAAGAGAGAAAGGGAGACCCAACAAAGGGAAAAAGAAAUACGCGAGACAGAGGAACGAGUGCGGAAAGAAUCGGAAAAUAAACUAAGAGAAGAAAAUGAACGUGAAACGCGAAGAUAUGAACGGGAAAAAGAAGAACAUUUGAGAGCAAUGGCAGAAACAGAAUCGCAAAAAAAGGAGUUAAUGCAAAACUAUGCAAAACUGAUUAUCGAUCACGAAAGCAGCGAGAAAACCAUAGCCACCAUUCAGCAAAUGAACGCUGAUUACCAACGGCAGAUCGCCAGUAUGCAGACUCUGGUAAAAGAGCUGAAGGAUAAAGAUCAAGGGCGAGAGAUCAAAGCAAAAACGGAAGAGGAGGACAUGAAAAAGAAAAUCGAAGAGCUGACAGAACUCCGAGAACUGGUUAGAAAGCAGAAAGAGUACGUGGAAUGCAGCGUCUGCCUCGGCACCUUCGUUGAGCCAAUGACUCUGGAGUGUGCCCACACAUUCUGUAAGAACUGCAUAGAAAACACACCGAGACCUGCCGGAGGAAUGUACCACUUCGAUUACCCGCACCCUCUAAAUCGAAUUCACUGUCGCCAGUGUCCGCUCUGCCGCCAAGUGUCAAACAUACAGGUCCCCAAUCUGGCUCUCAAAAACAUAUCCGGCACCUUUUCUGGCGAUCAGCAGCGAGGGGUCGCCAGUGGGUCCAGCGGCGCCGACACUGGAACAGCGGCACGGAGAUCAGGACUUGGACAGUAUCAUCGAGGCGGAUGGUCUAGUGUUUACCCGGGGAGAGGCAGGCCGCAGGGCUGGUAAAAAAGCAAAUUGCGUCCCCGACCAAAAAAAUGAGAGCGAAAAAUGACCCCGACCUUUUUACGAUUCAUGUAUGCAGGCUGCAUGCAACUACGAUGCGCGUUUCCUUAGGUUUCAUUUCUAUAUUAUUUUUUACGAGCAGUCAUAUGUACUAAAUUGCUUAUCAGACUCGCGCUUCGAAAUUUCCAGUUUGUUAAUUAAAUGUCACGGCAUCACUCGGUCAGCGGGUAGCGUAACAGACGAAGAACCCGGGAAGGGUAGGGGGCGCUACGAUCGUCGAACAGAUGCAAUAGGUGUCGCUAUUGUAUCGGUAGCUCACAACGACGACGGCUAGAAACUAUCGACCCCGCAUGAAUUUACCAUGUCCAACCGGUCCGACCCCGGUUCCGAAUCUAGUCGUUUGUCUAGUCGUAUAGCUGGCUACAACUGGUCGUCAAUCAACCCCACUUGAAAUAGCACAGCCGACAGCGGGGUCGGUGUCUAAGCGUCUGUUAGUAUGUGUUUGAUCAUCUAGUUUGAUCUAGUUUUCGUUAGCAACUGUCGACGGUAGUUUUGCUGUUAACGGAAGUGAGUUGUGGCUACUAAUUGUUCAUAACCAUGUUGUAGGUAUGUAUUAGGUAUAGGGGCUUUUUAUGUCCUUGUUAAAGGGGAUAUACGUUGUGGAUUCAAUGAUAUCUUUUACUUGCGUUUAGUUUCUGCUUUAUUUGAAAGUUAUUUAUUACUGUAAAAGUUUACUAAAUGUGGUAAUUUUGACCCCGGGUACUUGAACUUUUACUGGUACUGUGUCCCCGACGACGUCAAUAGGACAUAACACUUUAACAGCCCUGAGGCAGGGUUUGAUAGAGGGCGUUACGACCCUACAGGGUGUCUCAAAAGUUCGUUCACAGGUACCAGCCAUGCUUUUUUGUCAAUAAUUCUGAAUCAACAAGAAAUUAACAGUCGAAAUUUUGCAUGGGCAUUGGUGACAACCUUCCUCAAGCAGCCUCAUUGUUUUCAAGUGCAUUCGACCCUUCAUGAGCUCACAAAAAGGGUUCACCUCUGACCAUGGGUCAGGCACGAAAAUGUAGGUUGCAAAGUCGGGUAUGUUGUGAAACUCUCUGUUUCAGGAGUAAUGGGAAUGGUUAAGUCGGAAAUGACACAUGGCUAAGUGUCGGCGAGGAUGAGUGCAACAUGAUGAUCAUCUCAUAAAAGCGGUGGCUAAAAUUUUUGAAGGACGAAACCAUGCGAGACUAACGGCGUUUUGAACGACCCUCGCACAACAGCAGACUCGUGUUCCGGAAAGCAGCUGAAAAUGCGGUCAUAACUAUUGAAAACUGGCAAGAAGGUCACAGAAAGAGGUUACCCAUUUUCAAAAAGUGCAGGUCAUCGUAAAAUAAAGACAAAUUAUAAUUUAAAAUUGUUUAUAAUAUCUAUAACGCUAAUUUUUGGGGACAAUACCUAACACAAAAAUCGUCAAUGCCAAGGACACCUGACCCUCCAAAAGUAUCAGUUAUUGUAAAAUUUUAUCUAGCGAAGUUUCAAGAGGCAGAUCUGCAGCGAAUAAUUUUCUUUUAAACACAAAAUCCCGAUAAAACCACACGAUGGACAGGUUUGGGCCGUUUACAAAGCAGAACAUCUCCCGAGGAAAACACUCCGCAACCGAGCGAAGGUCUUGGCAUGGGGAAUGACGAGCGCUUGGAAUUUGCAAAAUUUGCACAAUGUGUCUGAGAAACAGACGUCCGACACAUUCUGCUACCAUAUGAUGCGAAAAAUUUACUCUUGAACGACCCUCGCACAACAGCAGACUCGUGUUCCGGAAAGCAGCUGAAAAUGCGGUCAUAACUAUUGAAAACUGGCAAGAAGGUCACAGAAAGAGGUUACCCAUUUUCAAAAAGUGCAGGUCAUCGUAAAAUAAAGACAAAUUAUAAUUUAAAAUUGUUUAUAAUAUCUAUAACGCUAAUUUUUGGGGACAAUACCUAACACAAAAAUCGUCAAUGCCAAGGACACCUGACCCUCCAAAAGUAUCAGUUAUUGUAAAAUUUUAUCUAGCGAAGUUUCAAGAGGCAGAUCUGCAGCGAAUAAUUUUCUUUUAAACACAAAAUCCCGAUAAAACCACACGAUGGACAGGUUUGGGCCGUUUACAAAGCAGAACAUCUCCCGAGGAAAACACUCCGCAACCGAGCGAAGGUCUUGGCAUGGGGAAUGACGAGCGCUUGGAAUUUGCAAAAUUUGCACAAUGUGUCUGAGAAACAGACGUCCGACACAUUCUGCUACCAUAUGAUGCGAAAAAUUUACUCCUGGUACUUUCCGUUUGUUCAGGACUGGGGUCGUUUUGAAAAGGAAAAUGGCGCUUGGGAUGUCGGCGCCAGUCAUUCAUGAAGGAGUUAGCGCCAGAGAAUGCCUACAAAAUACUCAAGAAUGGUGUCGAUGCAAGCUGUCGGCUUUCAGGGAAAAUCAGAUGUUGCUGGGGAGCUAGUCAAAACUAAAUCCGACGCAGAAACUGCAGGGGAUUCCCCUGCAAGAGCUUGAAAGCUGGUAACCUUUUAUCAGCCUCCGGCAGCUGACGGAGCAACAAAAAUCGGUAUGGGAAAAUAUUUUUGGAGAUACAGCAAAGGGGUUGGUUUCCAACCUUCUUAAUCAGUUGUCAAAGCAUGCAUAUUUGUCUAGUGUACACACAGACACCAAAACCUUAUACUUUUGGCCGGUUCUUAUAUGCUUUAUUGGCAUGGGAAAUGUGUGAACGAACUUUUGAGACACCCUGUAGAUGGGAGACGUUUACCAUGGAUACUGAUGGGUAGACAUAAGAAUGGAAUAUCUGUCACUGGGUGAUUUUAUGCUUACUAGAGGUACAGGUUUGUGCGAUAACUGUAUGUUUUGAUUAAUUAUAUGUGACGGAUGCAUUAGUUUGGUUGAGUAGCUUGUAUUUUAGCUGUAUUAUUUGGGUAGAUUUG